AUGGCCUCCUCCUUCUCGUCAGUAGCCGCCGUCGCGGGCCUCUUGCUCUCCGGUGCGCACGCCCAGCUGGCCGUCGCGCAGAGGGCGCUCCCCGCGAAAGCUCAGAUCAUUGACCAAAAGAGCUUCAAUGUCUUGGAGGUCGUCCCGCCCCCUUCGGAGUUCAAUGCCUCGUCAGAAUUCCUCUGGCCCGGCGUCACGCAUGAAUCUCUCACCGAGAAGCCAUUCCACAUUUACGACCCCGAAUUCUACGACAUCAUCGGCAGCGAUCCGUCACUGACCCUCAUCGCGACCUCGGAGACGGAUCCCAUCUUUCACGAGGCAGUCGUAUGGUAUCCCCCAACAGAAGAAGUUUUCUUCGUCCAAAACGCCGGGCCCCCCGCAGCAGGCACCGGCCUCAACAAGUCCUCCAUCGUCCAAAAGAUCCGCCUCGCCGACGCAGAGGCUCUUCGCAAUGGAUCCCUGGGUACCAAAGAGGUCACAGUCACCACCGUCCCUUCGAACCCGCAGGUCAUAAACCCCAAUGGUGGAACAAACUACAAAGGCCAAAUCAUAUUCGCCGGCGAAGGCCAAGGCGAGCGCGUACCCUCGGCGCUGUACCUCAUGAACCCGGUAGAACCCUACAACACCACAAUCCUCGUAAACAACUACUUUGGCCGCCAGUUCAACUCCCUAAACGACGUCGUCGUCUCCCGCCGCAACGGCGAUAUCUACUUCACAGACACCCAGUACGGUUACUGGCAGUACUUCCGCCCCACCCCCGGCCUGCCGAACCAGGUGUACCGCCUCAACCCCACGACCGGCGCCUUGACUGUUGUCACGGACGAGUUUGUGUCGCCGAACGGCAUCACACUCUCGCCAGACGGCACAUACGCCUACGUAACAGACACAGGCAUCUCCCAAGGCCAAUUCGGCACAAACUUUACAAAGCCAGCAACAGUCUACCGCUUCGAAGUAAAAGAAGACGGCACUUUCGAAAACCGCAAAAUCUUCGCCCACACCUCCGCCCGCCUCCCCGACGGAGUGCACUGCGACUCCAAAGGCAACGUCUACGCAGGCUGCAACGACGGCGUCCACGUCUGGAACCCGUCCGGUAAACUCAUCGGUAAGAUUUACACGGGCACUACGGCGGCGAAUUUCCAGUUUGCAGGUGAUGGGAGGAUGGUUAUCACGGGACAGACGAAGCUGUUUUAUGCCACGUUUGCGGCUUCGGGUGUUGCGUUGACGUAG
Colletotrichum godetiae is the source of this 1227-nucleotide messenger RNA. Its product is annotated as D-lactonohydrolase. NCBI's taxonomy places the organism in Eukaryota, Fungi, Ascomycota, Sordariomycetes, Glomerellales, Glomerellaceae. The record is from RefSeq and is a predicted model, not a curated record. Bases 1 to 1227 code for a protein of 408 amino acids. The transcript has 7 exons.